Solanum lycopersicum (tomato) is the source of this 513-nucleotide messenger RNA. The record is from RefSeq and is a predicted model, not a curated record. Lineage: Eukaryota; Viridiplantae; Streptophyta; Magnoliopsida; Solanales; Solanaceae.
AUGACUCUCAAUUUCUUUCUGAAUGGAGAAGUCUUGUAUAAGAGGACUCCAGAUUUGGGUCUAUUAAGAUGCGUAGAUGCUGCUAAAGCUGUGAGGCUUAUUGAACAGAUAUAUGCUGGAGUUUGCGGCACGCAUAUGAAUGGGCUUACUUUGACAAGAAAGGUUCUUCGAGCCGAAUCCAUCAUUACUGAUAACGGUGCAAAUCACAACAGUCAUCUGAUGAAAGAGAUAUGUGAAAAAUUUAAGAUUAUUCAUCGAAGGUCAACUGCUUAUCGCCCUCAAAUGAACGGAGCUAUAGAGGCCGCCAACAAGAAUAUCAAAAAGAUUUUGAGAAAAAUGAUCGACAAACAGCGAGGUUGGCAUGAAAUGUUUCCAUACGCUCUACUGCGUUAUCGAACGAUGGUCAAAACAUCGACUGGGGCUACUCCAUACUUUCUAGUAUAUGGAACAGAGGCAGUCGUGCCAGUUGAAGUCGAGAUACCGUCAUUGAGAAUCUCCAAGAAGCUGAAUUAA